Molecule: messenger RNA, 1062 nt
Organism: Oikopleura dioica
Lineage: Eukaryota; Metazoa; Chordata; Appendicularia; Copelata; Oikopleuridae
Source: the annotation of a GenBank genome assembly
AUGGUAACUUCCGAAGGUGUUCUACCCGAUGCCUUCAAUCAUGCGGAUUAUAAAUUGGAGCUUAUUCCCAACUCGGGACCACGAAAAUUUGACGCCAAAAUGGACAUGAGAGGCACUCUUGAAAUCGUUCCCCGAGAAGAAGUUGAGCCCCUCGAGCUUAUUGAACUGGUGGAAGUUAAAGAGGACAAAGUAAAAGAAGAGUCGGAAGAUCAUCCGCCUCCACUGGAGUUGAUUCCUUUGAAUGAGAAGUCAAAUCCUCAUCUGUCGAAAUGGAAACAACUAGCGCCGAGUACCCAUCAUCACUGUCUCUUCGUCGGUCGUUUUCUUCAAAAUCUACCCGAUAAUUUCGAGAUUUUCGAGAAGCAAAGAGCGACACUUGCGUUCAUUACGAUCGGCUUUCUACAUGAGCUUAAUUUUGAAACUGACUGUAACUUUGAAAAAUUCGAUGGGUGGUCUUACGAGCAAAUUCUCGAAUACGUUCAACUCCGACGACAACUAGCCUCUCUUGGGAGCAAACUGUUGAUCGCUCUUUCACCAUCUGAGCAUGUUUCUGAUCCCAAUUUACUUCGCGACGCAAUAGGCAAGGUAGCCAAUGUGAAACUGUUGAAUUCGCUGAAUGUCCAUCAACUGUUCGCGCAACUUGAAAGACCAGAACAGCAUAAAGAGCUCCGACAUCAUUGUGGAUUAAUGGUCAAGGAAGAAAAAGUUCUUACUCAACUAAUCAAUGGUGAUAUUCAAAUUUACCCGGAGCGUCUAAUAAUUCUGCUGCGACUUGAGACGUCAAUAGAAAAUCUUGGAAGCAAAUUGUUACGAUCAGAUCUAUUCGAGCUUAUUGAAGAUUACAUGCGCAAAAUCAAAAGCGUGCCGUAUUUUGUAACUCAAUAUAGUGACCUGAUUAACUACACUCUAAAGAAGGGCGUUCCACAGGAGCUCCUGUUCCAGAUGCUACUCCAAAUUUCCAAACCGCACAGAAAAGAUCCUUAUGAACACGGCCUUACGAGCUCCUCGUAUAUUUACGAUCAUAUUUUCAAGCUAAUCAAAGCUAACUUUGGAGAUGCUUAA